Messenger RNA from Silurus meridionalis, 8194 nucleotides. It is a transcript of the gene ppfia2, whose product is annotated as PTPRF interacting protein alpha 2. Gene Ontology annotation, biological process: synapse organization. Gene Ontology annotation, molecular function: protein binding. Gene Ontology annotation, cellular component: presynaptic active zone. The transcript is spliced from 31 exons. Lineage: Eukaryota; Metazoa; Chordata; Actinopteri; Siluriformes; Siluridae. Bases 1146 to 4637 code for a protein of 1163 amino acids. The record is from RefSeq and is a predicted model, not a curated record.
AGGAGGACACUGUGAUGGUGGGAGGAGACAUUAAUGGUGGGAGGAGGACACUGUGAUGGUGGGAGGAGACAGUAAUGGUGGGAGGAGGACACUGUGAGGGUGGGAGGAGGACACUGUGAUGGUGGGAGGAGACAUUAAUGGUGGGAGGAGGACACUGUGAUGGUGGGAGGAGACAGUAAUGGUGGGAGGAGGACACUGUGAUGGUGGGAGGAGGACACUGUGAGGGUGGGAGGAGGACACAGGGAGGGUGGGAGGAGGACACUGUGAUGGUGGGAGGAGACAUUAAUGGUGGGAGGAGGACACUGUGAUGGUGGGAGGAGACAGUAAUGGUGGGAGGAGGAGACAGUAAUGCUGGGAGGAGGACACUGUGAUGGUGGGAGGAGACAGUAAUGGUGGGAGAAGGACACUGUGAUGGUGGGAGGAGACAGUAAUGGUGGGAGAAGGGAACAUUGUGAUGGUGGGAGGAGACAGUAAUGGUGGGAGGAGGACACUGUGAUGGUGGGAGGAGACAGUAAUGGUGGGAGGAGGACACUGUGAUGGUGGGAGGAGACAGUAAUGGUGGGAGGAGGACACUGUGAUGGUGGGAGGAGGACAUUGUGAGGGUGGGAGGAGGACAUAGGGAGGGUGGGAGGAGGACACUGUGAUGGUGGGAGGAGACAUUAAUGGUGGGAGGAGGACACUGUGAUGGUGGGAGGAGGACACUGUGAUGGUGGGAGGAGGACACUGUAAGGGUGGGAGGAGGACACAGGGAGGGUGGGAGGAGGACACUGUGAUGGUGGGAGGAGACAUUAAUGGUGGGAGGAGGACACAGGGAGGGUGGGAGGAGGACACUGUGAUGGUGGGAGGAGGACACAGGGAGGGUGAUGAGCGCUGGCUGUGAUGCAGUAGGACUUACGCGGUUCCGUGGAGCGCGUGCUCUCGCGCAGUGGGAACAGAGAAGAGGGAUGGUGCGGCCGCGCGCUGCUCGUGCACAGCAUCAUCCCCGGCACAGUGGAAGGAUGAGAGAGACACGGCGCUGACGCGGAGCGCCCGUCCCUUUUCUCUGUCUCUCUCAGUGUCUCUCUCAGUGUCUCUCUCUGCGUCCCGCGUCCCUUCCCGCAUCAGGAUUUACCUCUGCGCGCGGGACUAAACUCUGUCACACCGCUAUGAUUUUUGCGGACAUGAGCGCGGGGACGAGCGCCCCGAAGAUGCACCCGCCCAACGGCACGCGCUUUUACACCUAUCAGGAGUUUGCAGCCCUGACAAAAGAGCUGAAUGCAUGUCGAGAACAGCUGCUGGAGAAAGAGGAGGAGAUCUCAGAGCUCAAGGCUGAGAGGAACAACACCAGGCUGCUGCUGGAGCAUUUGGAGUGUUUGGUAUCUCGACACGAGCGCUCUCUCCGGAUGACGGUGGUAAAGCGGCAGGCUCAGUCUCCAUCAGGAGUCUCCAGCGAGGUGGAAGUUCUCAAAGCUCUCAAAUCCCUGUUUGAGCACCACAAAGCUCUGGAUGAGAAGGUAAGAGAGAGGCUACGUGUGUCACUGGAAAGAGUCUCCGCCUUGGAGGAGGAGCUAACUGCUGCCAAUCAGGAGAUCGUUGCCUUACGAGAACAAAAUGCACACAUUCAGAGAAAAGUGGCAUCAGGUGAAGGAGCUGAGGACCUGCUGGAAGGAGAUGCACAGAAGGUCCUUGGGAAGCGCUUGUCGAAUGGCUCAAUGGAGUCCGGAGACGAGGCGAGUCAGGUGGUGGAGCUGCAGGAACUCCUGGAGAAACAGAAUUAUGAACUGACCCAGAUGAAGGAGAGGAUGUCGUCUCUGUCGUCUCGCGUCUCAGAGGUGGAGCAGGAGCUGGAGACGGCACGCAAAGAUCUCAUCAAGAGUGAAGAGAUGAACACCAAGUAUCAGAGAGACAUCAAAGAGGCCAUGUGUCAGAAGGAGGACAUGGAGGAGAGAAUUGUAACUCUGGAGAAGCGGUACCUCAGCGCUCAGAGAGAGUCCACAUCACUUCAUGACAUCAGUGACAAACUGGAGAACGAGCUGGCCAAUAAGGAGGCUUUUCUUCGACAGAUGGAGGAGAAGAACAGGCAGCUGCAGGAGAGGUUGGAGUUGGCUGAACAGAAGCUGCAGCAGACGAUGAGGAAAGCGGAAACUCUGCCGGAGGUGGAGGCAGAACUUGCACAGAGAAUAGCAGCACUCACCAAGGCAGAGGAAAGACAUGGCAGCAUUGAGGAACGAAUGAGGCACCUGGAAGGGCAGCUGGAGGAGAAGAACCAGGAACUAUUACGGGCACGUCAGAGAGAGAAGAUGAACGAGGAACACAACAAGCGUUUAUCAGACACGGUGGAUCGUCUCCUGACCGAAUCAAACGAGCGACUGCAGCUCCACCUGAAGGAGAGGAUGGCUGCUCUGGAGGAAAAGAAUGUGUUAAUACAAGAUUCGGAGAAUUACAGGAAGCAGCUGGAAGACUUCAUUCACGAGAAGUCCCAGUUGGCAGAGGAAAUGGAGAAAAUGAGGGUUGAACUCGAUCAGUUCAGGCUGAGGGCAGAGCCAACACUGUCCCGGUCUCAUCUGGACGCCUCGUCAGAUCUGCGUUAUUCUCUCGGAUCACUCGCUGAUUCUCAGUCUGAUUAUCGCUCCACUAAAGUGAUGCACCGGACAAGACGAGGACGAGUGGGACUGAGAAGAGACGAACAGAAGGCGAAGUCUCUGGGAGAGCACGAGUGGCGCUCGCAGCAGCUGGGCGUGUUGGGCUCGCACCCGUUCGAGAGUGACACCGAGAUGUCGGACAUCGACGACGACGAUCGCGAGACGCUGUUUAGCUCCAUGGAUCUGCUGUCACCCAGCGGACACUCAGACGCUCAGACCCUCGCCAUGAUGCUGCAGGAACAACUCGACGCCAUCAACAAGGAGAUACGGCUAAUUCAGGAGGAGAAGGAGUGUACGGAGCAGCGGGCAGAGGAGAUCGAGCACCGCGUAGCCAGCGUGAGUUUAGAGGGACUGAAUCUGGCACGUUCUCUCAUCACCGCCUCGGCAACAGCGUCAUCGCUCACAUCAUCUUCACCACCCAGUGGACAAUCGUCCCCCAAACACACACCCCGCAGCCCCGCCCGUGACAUGGAGCGCAUGGGGGUCAUGACCCUGCCCAGUGACCUGCGCAAACAUCGGAGAAAGAUCGCAGCUGUGGAUGAGGACGGCCGAGAGGAUAAAGCCACUAUAAAGUGUGAGACGUCUCCGCCUCCAACGCCUCGUCAAGUCCGCAUGACACACACACUGCCUGCUUCCUCUCACAACGACGCACGUCUGGCUGCAGCAUUAGAAGCUGAGGCAGCUAUGAGCAGUGUAGCAAGCAGUCAGGACUCACUCCAUAAACAACCGAAGAAGAAAGGCAUCAAAUCGUCCAUUGGUCGCUUGUUUGGCAAAAAGGAGAAAGGACGACUGGGCCACAUGGGGAAAGAGAUGAUGGGACCAGGACCAGGAGUUUCAGAUGUGGAGUUUCUUGCUCAGGAAAUGGCUGUGGGGAAACUUGGCACUCAGGCUGAGAAAGACCGCCGCAUAAAGAAGAACGGGCAUGAGUUGCUGGAGGAGGCGAGGAGGAAAGGAUUGCCUUUCGCCCAGUGGGAUGGUCCUACUGUUGUCGCAUGGCUGGAGCUGUGGUUAGGAAUGCCAGCAUGGUAUGUAGCGGCGUGUCGAGCGAACGUAAAGAGCGGCGCCAUCAUGUCGGCUCUGUCCGAUACCGAGAUCCAGCGUGAGAUUGGAAUCAGUAACCCGCUGCACCGCCUCAAACUUCGCCUGGCCAUUCAGGAAAUGGUGUCACUGACCAGCCCCUCAGCCCCGCCCACUUCUCGAACUCCAUCAGGCAAUGUGUGGGUGACACAUGAGGAGAUGGAAACACUCGCAGCUCCAUCUAAAACGAAGUCAGAGUCUGAAGAAGGGAGCUGGUCUCAGACGUUAGCGUAUGGAGAUAUGAAUCAUGAGUGGAUAGGUAAUGAGUGGCUCCCCAGUCUCGGCCUACCUCAGUAUCGCAGCUACUUCAUGGAGUGUCUGGUGGACGCCAGAAUGCUGGACCACCUGACCAAGAAGGACCUCCGUGUUCAUCUCAAAAUGGUGGACAGCUUCCACAGGACGAGUCUUCAGUAUGGAAUCAUGUGUCUGAAAAAGCUCAACUAUGACCGCAAGGAGCUGGAGAGACGACGAGAGAGCAGUCAGCAUGAGAUGAGAGAUGUGCUGGUGUGGAAUAAUGAGCGUGUGAUCCGUUGGGUUCAGAGUAUCGGUCUCCGUGACUACGCAAACAUCCUUUUAGAGAGCGGAGUUCACGGUGCACUGAUCGCCCUCGACGACAACCGACUACACCAGCCUCGCUUUAUUACUGCAGAUCCUAAUCAAAACACUCAGGCUCGUCAGAUUCUGGAGAGAGAAUAUAACAACCUGCUGGCCCUGGGCACAGAGAGACGUCUAGAUGAGGACUUCCGUGGUCCGGCAUGGAGACGACAGUUUCCCCCACGUGAUAUUCAUGGGAUCAGUAUGAUGCCCGGAUCAGCAGAGACACUGCCGGCUGGGUUUCGCCUCACAACAUCAGCACACACACACCGAAUUCCAGCAGACGUCGGACCGUCAGCAGUACAGAGGUUGGACAGUUCCACUGUGAGGACAUACUCAUGCUGAGAGAGGGAGAACAGUCGAGUGUGAAGGUGAUGUCGGAGAGGAACAGAGAUCUGCUCACACACACUGCCAAGAGAACACACGUCGCCCGGAUAGGCGGGGCCAAACUGUAAAGCACCAUGGUGCUGUCCUGCCCCACCCCCUGUCCUGCCUCCUGCCCCGCCCUCUCUCCACAUCAGAGUAACUGUACAGGAUUAUAGAUACAAUUUUAUAUACAAAUCUCUAUCAUCUACAGACACACUGCUGUAUACAACACUGACUUCAUCUCUUCAUGUCACGGUUUGAUUUUCACACACACACACACACACACACACACACACACACACACACACACACACACACACACACACAAAACUCAAACUGCCAUGCUCGGUGUGUUAGAAGGCAUAAAUAUGAAUGUGUGAAGGGGUAAGAGGUUAAACACUGCUGCUUCAAGAAACCACAUGCUGUUAGAGUUUUCAAUUCCAUGUGCACUACUACAAACUUUUUUAGUUCUUAUAAAUAAAAUAUAAUAAUUAUUAACCAAUAAAAUCCAGUGCUUUGUCCAGUGUAGAAAGAGCAUUAUCGUCUGCUUUAACAUAUCUUUUUUUUAUUUAAAAUACUUAAGAUUUUAUUUUAUUAUUUGACUAUGAAUGAGUUUAUAAUGUUUUACUGCCACGGACUGAGUGAUUAGUAAUUGCUAUAUGUUUAUAUCACAUCUAAAUUUUGUUCCACAUUUGUUUCUAACUCUAAGGAUUUCUGACCCCUUUUGAUUUUCAUAAGCCACAAUCCACUGUCACCUAACAUUCUGAUUCUAACCUUCUAAAUCUAGUUCAAGUCUCACAAACAGAAAUCAUUACUGUUGUUUCAGGUGUUCCACAGGGCUCUGUUCUGGACCCAUUUAAUUUUUAUUACAUACAUUACCCAGACAUCAUGUUGUAAUGUUCGAAAGUUAUAAUGUGACAUUGGUGUUCAUUUAUACUGUUCCUAUGAUACCUACAUUAAUAUGCAGUCACUCUACACCCCAGCUGUAAGGUUCUUGUCAAGCUAGUAAAGAAAGUGGUGUACAGUAAAUAUAAUUACCCAGACUAAAACAAUGACAAUAAACUUAAACAACAAGGAAGUAACAUUACAGGAGUAAAUAAGUAACAUUACUGAAGUUUAGCUUGCAUUAUUAGUAUUCAAGCUAGUAAAACAAAUUAAUCACUAAAUCAGGUAAAGUUAAACUAAUAGUAGUGUAGAAGCUGAACAAGAGUCUAACCCUAAGAUUAGUAUUGGAAGAUUAUAUUACAAAAACAGGUAGUAAAUUUAAACCCUAAACCCUAACCCCCUAAACAUUAUUCUAACCAUAAACCUAAACCUAUAGAAACUAGUAGUCUAGUUGACCAAUAGCUGCAUUACUGUAAAAAAAAAAAAAGUCUAGACCUAAUGUCAACCUAACCCUAACAUUAAACCCCUCCAACUUCAACCCUCAAUCUGACCCUAACCCUAAACCAACCCAACAUUAACCACAACCUCACCCAAUCCUAACUUCACCCUAAACCUAACCCGAACUUCAAUCCUAAAUCUAACCCAACCCUAACCCUAACUUCAGCCCUAAACCUAACCAAACCCUAACCCCAACUUUACCGCUAAACCUAAUCCAACCUUAACCCUUACUUCACUCCUAAAUAAAACCCAACCCUAAACCUAUACCUAAUUUUAACAUCAACCCUAACCCUAAACCUAACCUUAACUUCAACCCCAAACCUAACCUAAUCCUAAACCUCCCCCUAAUCCUAACUUAAACCCUAACCCUAGAAAGGACAGAAGGAAAUUCAGUGAGUGAGGUGAGAUUAUUAUACCUAUUGUAAGAAUGAACAUCAGGUUCAUUAGACUGCACUCUGUUAUUAACAUAGAUGCAUUGAUUAUAAUUAAAUGCACCCCUGUAGUGCAAAACCUGAACUUUAGAUUAAAUUGCAAUACUUUCAGUCCAUAUCUGUAAUAUAGCUGAUUUUCUUCAUUAAGAAAAGCACAAAAGCUGCAGAAAACUUUGAUGUUGAACAUGGCUUAUGGCACUAAAGUACUUAAACAUUCCAAAGCCUUAGAAAAACAUGAAUUAUUGUAAUCGUAGUGUACAAACUGUAAGAUUUGUUCAGAAAAUUUGUAUCGCUUCAUAAUUUAGAAACGCAGGUCUGAAGUGGGAAUGAAUCAUUCGAAGCAGUUGAUUUGAUUUAGGGAUGUUUUUGAUCCGAUACUAUAGACAUGAUAUGAUACGAUACAGUAUAGUGCAAUCUGAAAUUGUAUGUUAUGAUACAUUGCUAUGCGAUUCAGUAUGAUGCGAUAUGAUAUGAAAAAGUACAUUGCGAUACAAUACUGCAUGAUGUGAUACGAUACAAUAAUAUACCAUACAUUUCAAUGGGAUGCAUCGUAUCGUACCAUAUGGAAUCGUAUUGUGAUACGAUUCCAUGGAUUUCAGUACUGAUCAGUUUAAACAGUGUUAACUCGAGGCAAGUGAGAGGCCACACCCCCUUUCUGGGACUUGAUGCACAAUCUAAGAGCACAUCCUUUUCACAGGGACUCGCAGGAAAUAAGGCCACACUCAUUUCAUUUCACUGGUGCUGACAGGUCAAGGCCACGCCCGUUUUUACAUUUUAGUCUUAAAUGGGUGGGAAAACCCAUGCCCUGUUUAUACUUUUUGGGCAAAGGCCACGCCCCAUUUCACCAGGUCUAAUAAGGUCAUGCUUCUGUGGAUUUAUAAAAAAAAAAAAAAAACAGUUUGUAGUAGUGCACUCAGACUGUUGGCUUUAGAAAGAGUCCCAUCCCAUUGCUGUCAAUCAUUUCUCAUCGGCCAAUCAGCCGGCUUCAGCGUCAAGCUCUUGGCUAAGAGAAAUAACUACAAGACAGGCGUAGCUGCUAGUGAAAAAAAAGUGUGUAUCGACUCGUCCAAGUCCAGAUUUAUUGUUUUUUUUUGGGUUGUUUUUUUAAAUGAUGAACCUGUUGCUUGCUGUGAAUUAUUUUAUGAUUUGGGUGUGAAGAUGUGUGAAUAUUUCUGUAGGCGUGGCCUGGGUGACCUCAUGUACAGAACCUUUUUCCUGUCUUCGAGUUAUUUCUGCACGUUCCAGAGAAUCAUUUGUAUUUAUUUUGUGUCCAUUUUUUUUUAUUUAUUACUGAUUGUAUUUUGGUCAAAACUAUGUGGUGAUCAAAAAAUAUAUUGUCAAUAAAAAGUACAGUAUACAAAAAACACAUGCUGCUGUGGAGUUUAUUUUGAGUAGAGCUGAUCUUAGCUUGAGUGUGUGAAGUAUAGCAAAAAGUAGAGCGAACACAGCUAGCAAAUCGAGAGCCAAGCUACAAAACAGUAACAGUACUAAAGCAGGUAAGAAAAAAGCUACAGUAAGUUAAGCUACCUUUAUAAAAAAUAGCAUAGCAAAGUAAUUCAUUGGAUAAUAAUGCUAAGAUACACUUUAUGUACAAAAGCUUUUUGUACACAUGACCAUUAGAUUGGUAUGUGCUUCUUUUUAAAUGUAACAUUCCACAUUUAGCUCCCAUUAACUGUUAUAAUGAGCUCCACUGUUCUGGGAAGAUGUUCCACAAGAUUUUGU